AUGCCGAAUAAGCGACGAAGCAAGGACAAGGCUGCUGGAGAACGAUGCAGGGACGGUACUUCCUCGAACUCUAUCACCACCUGGCAGAUAUCGCUUGAGCACAUCCUCAAGACGGCCCCUAGAGCUGUUCUUCUGUUAUCCCUCAUGAGCUUUUUUGACCGACAAGAGACUCCAUUUGGUGGAAGUCUAUCAAGACUAAGGGAGGGGGUUAAAGCCGAGGAUUUGAGUCGUAGCGUUGAGGCUUUGGAGUUGCCCAAGUCCGUGUCAAAACUAGAGAACCAAGAUGUGUAUCGAAUGGCUGAAUAUGAUGAAGCAAGAUUAGGACUUCGCUUUAUUUAUUGA
This is a messenger RNA of Paracoccidioides lutzii Pb01, 342 nucleotides long. RefSeq lists its product as hypothetical. The coding region runs from base 1 to 342 and encodes 113 amino acids. The record is from RefSeq and is a predicted model, not a curated record. The transcript is spliced from 2 exons.